Anoplophora glabripennis (Asian longhorned beetle) is the source of this 995-nucleotide messenger RNA. RefSeq names its product U6 snRNA phosphodiesterase. Gene Ontology annotation, biological process: U6 snRNA 3'-end processing. The transcript is spliced from 5 exons. Lineage: Eukaryota; Metazoa; Arthropoda; Insecta; Coleoptera; Cerambycidae. Gene Ontology annotation, molecular function: 3'-5'-RNA exonuclease activity. Gene Ontology annotation, cellular component: nucleus. Bases 56 to 862 code for a protein of 268 amino acids. The record is from RefSeq and is a predicted model, not a curated record.
UAUAGGUUAUGUAGGAUUUCAUGUAAAUUUAAAUAAAACAACUAAGUUGUGUAAAAUGCACAGUAAGGGGGCCUUAAAUUUGUUGAUAGAUUAUGGAGGGGAUAGUUCAGAUGAAGAUAACCCAGGUCCUGGAAUUUCAGUAAAAAGAUUACAUGAGACCGAAGGGGAAGAAUUUGAAAAUUCAAAAAAAGUUAAACGGUUACCUGUACCUAAUAUUUUUUUAAGUGAUGACAAAACGACAGAGUCUUUCGAUGACCCUUUAUUACAUAGUGGAAAAUUAAGAACUUUUCCACACGAAAGAGGGAAUUGGGCCACUUAUGUUUAUAUACCUUAUGAAGAAAAUGAGGGUAUUAAUGAAUUAAUUGAUGUCAUACGAAAAUGUACACAUGAUGUGGACAUUAAAAAAACAGACAACUUCCAUAUAAGUUUAACAAAAACUAUAGUCUUGAAACAUCACUGGAUUAGUUUAUUUGCGAAUAGUAUAAGGACCAAAAUGGCUUGUAUUAAGAAGUUUAUGAUACUUUUCGAUAGUUUGAAAGUGUACUGCAACGAAGAGAGAACGAGAACGUUUAUAGGAUUGCAGAUUAAGACUGGAUAUGAUUCCCUGUUAAAAUUAGUUGAAUCCUUAGACAAAUGUUUAUCAGAAUUUAAUUUACCACCAUUCUACGAAAACCCAUCCUUUCAUAUGAGCAUAGCAUGGUGUGUCGGAGAUUUUGAGGAAGAAUUAAAAUCACUAUUGCCACAACUUAAUCGUCAGCUGCAUGAACUUAUGGAUGAUUUUUCUCAGGAAAAUUGGUAUAUUUAUGUCCAGUACUUAUUGUGUAAAACGGGGAACAAAUAUUUCCAGUUUUAUUUGACUUGAUAAAUACGAAAUAACUAAAAAUCCCUAGUGCAAAAUAUUUCACACCGGUUUAAUGAUAUACACGAUUUGGCGAGAGAAUAAAAUUGUUAAAAACUUUUUAGAUGUUCAUUUAUUUUAAUGUAAUAUAAAUAAA